ACUGGGUGUCCAGGAGGAGGAUCUGGGCCCCCACUUUUGGCCUCCAGCUCAGAGUUCAUCUUCUGGUGGACAGAGGGGCCAUUCUGGGGCACAGAGCUGUAGAGGGAUCUCAGCCCUGCUGGGCCUCCUGGACAAGUCACUGCCUCUCUCUGGGCUUCCAGUAAGGCUCUGCAAAACGAGGGGGGAGGUUUGACCUCCAGAAUGCUCUGCAGAAAGUGGCUUCUGGCGGCUCACUGCUCUUGGCAGCUGGCCCUGUUGGCCGGGCGAUAGAGGGGGAUGCAGGCGCCCCUGUCAGAAACAAGUCGGAGACCCCACUCCAGCUCUGGCCACAGACCAGUGGGCCUCCCAGAGUGGGGGAGAGUGGCCCUUCCCCGGGAGCAGUGAUGCAGGCAGCUGACAAAUGGGGGUGACUUUGCAGGAUUGCCAGGGAUUGGUACCAUGAGGACAGCGGGCAUUUGACCAUUGGCUGCAGCAGGCAGGCCACCUGAGGUGGAGGAGGGGCGGUAACUGCAGCCACCCCACCUGCUCAGUCCUCCCGCCCCCACCCUCACUCAGGCCGCUCCUCCCAUGGGGCGGCCCCCUCCUUCCAGGCUGCCCUGGCCACCUCCUCUCCCCGCCCCCAGAGCCUCGCCUGUGUCUGCCUCAGGAGGGCAGGAGCCAUUGCAUUUUCCUGUGUAUCCUCAGCGCCCAGCUUGGCCCCUGCGCAGGCUGUAGGCUAAGUAGAGAUGGGCUUGACAAGCGAGUGGGCUCGGGCACAGAGGGCUGUGACCCAGGGGGCUGUGGAGGGCAGAGCAUAAGCUCCAUCUUCCCUUCCUGGUUGGCUGUUGCACGUGUCCUGGCCUCCAGGCCUGUCAUCAGUCGUCAGGGCUGUGUUGAGGGUCAGGUAACACACCCUGACCCAUCUGUUCAUCCAUCCACCCAUCCAGGCAGCAUUUAAUAGGCAGCUACUUGGGGCAGUUUCUAGGCUUAGAGCCUAGGUCCCAACAGAUGAAGCCCCUGCCCUCAUCAGGCUGCUUUCCAGUGAGGGAUGCACAGGUGAACCGGCUCAUUAGACCAUUAAUUACGUAAUUACCACUGAUGAGGGCCACCAGGGACCCAGCAACGUGGAAGGUGGGGCGGAGCUCUCAAGGAGGCUAUGAGCGCCUCUGUGGGCCUCGGGCCUCCCGCCGCCCAGCCUUUGCAGCCCCCAUCGCUCUGGCCCCAAGGGACCACCGCCGCCCAGUGCCGCCCUCCUGCAGGCCCCCAGUGCUUCCCCUUUGGUUCCAUCCAGAGCUUAACUGGUUCUUGCUGGCCUCAGGGCUUCUCCCAGAGGCCAGGGAGAGUUCGGGGGGCGGUGCUUCUGCUGUCACUCCUUCACACCAGGCAUCCCCCAGGUGCCCAGCAAGGCCCUGCCUCACUCGGGCCAAGUGCCAUCUGCAUUUGACACCAGGAGCUUGUGAGCAAAUACAGCCCGCAGACCAGUUCUCUUGAUCUCCGGGGUGUUAAAGUUUUUACUUGGUUGAUAAAAUUUUUAAAAAAAUUUUAUUGAAGUCUAGUUGAUUUACAAUGUUGUAUUAAUUUUUGUUGUACAGCAAAGUGAUUCGGUUAUACCUAUAUAUAUUUUUCAUAUUCUUUUUCUUUAUGGUUUAUCAAGGAUAUUGAAUAUAGCUCCCUGUGCCAUACAGUAGGACCUUGUUUAUCCAUCCUAUGUAUAUACUAGUUUGCAUCUGCUAAUCCCAAACUCCCAAUCCAUCCCUCCCCCAUCCGCACUUACCCUUUGGCAACCACAAGUCUGUUCUCUGUGUCUGUGAGUCUGUUUCUGUUUUGUAGACAUGUUCAUUUGUGUCAUAUUUUAGAUUCCACGUAUAAGUGAUAUCGUAUGGUGUUUGUCUUUCUCUUUCUUGCUUAGUAUGAUAAUCUCUAGGUCCAUCCAUGUUGCUGCAAAUGGCAUUAUUUCAUUCUUUAUGGCUGAGUAGUAUUCCUUUGUAUAUAUGUACCGCAUGUUCUUUAUCCAUUCAUCCGUCUAUGGACAUUUACGUUGUUUCCAUGUCUUGGCUAUUGCGAAUAGUGCUGCUGUGAACAUAGUGGCGCAUGUGUCUUUUCGAAUUAUAGUUUUGUCCGGAUAUAUGCCCAGGAGUGGGCUUGCUGGAUCAUAUGCCCAGGAGGGGGCUUGCUAAACUAUUUUUAGUUUUUUGAGGAACCUCCAUACUGUUCGCCAUAGUGGCUGCACCAACUUACAUUCCCACCAACAGUGCAGGAGGGUUCCCUUUUCUCCACACCCUCUCCAUCAUUUGUUAUUUGUAGACUUUUUAGUGAUGGCCUUUCUGACUGGUGUGAGGUGGUACCUUGUUGUAGUUUUGAUUUGCAUUUCUCUAAUAAUUAGUGAUGUUGAGCAUCUUUUCAUGUGCCUAUUGGCCAUCUGUAUGUCUUCUUUGGAGAAAUGUCUAUUUAGCUCUUCUGCCCAGAUAACAUUUUUUAAAAUGAGAGAUUCCUCUUUCUAUAAAACACUCCGAGGCUCUGGCACGCUGGGCCCUCCUUCCCACCGGCAGCAAUCAGCCGGAGCAGUUUACCUCCUUCCUCACCAUUCACGGGUGCGUUACUGCCAGGCCCGAGGGAGAUCUUCUUUGUCAAGUGAAUGAGGAGGAGCUGUAGCUACAAGCCCCUCACCCCCACCCAAAUGUGCUCUGUACCUCCACUCGACCUUGUUCUGGAUAUUUUCAUAAUGUGACAUUUUAUUUAUUUAUUUUUCAACAAGUAGACUUUGGAUUUUAUUUAUUUAUUUAUUGGCUGCACCACGCAGCAUGGAGGAUCUUAGUUCCCCGACCACAGAUCGAACCUGUGCCCCUUGCAGUGGAAGCAUGGAGUCUUAACCACUAGACCACCAGGGAAGUCCCAUGUGACAUUUUAAUUUAUUUAUUUUUGGCUGCAUUGGGUCUUCGCUGCUGUGCGCGGGCUUUCUCUAGUUGCGGCGCACAGGCUUCUCACUGCGGUGGCUUCUCUUGUUGCAGAGCAGGGGCUCUAGGCACGCGGGCUUCAGUAGUUGUGGCUCACGGGCUCUAGAGCACAGGCUCAGUAGUUGUGGUGCACAGGCUUAGCUGCUCCGCGGCAUGUGGGAUCUUCCCGGACAAGGGCUCGAACCCGUGUCCCCUGCAUUGGCAGGCGGAUUCUUAACCACUGCACCACCAGGGAAGUCCCCCAUGUGACAUUUUAAACAAUAUACAUUCAACAGACAGUUAUUGUUCAGGGACUUGGGGAUAUGGCUGCGAACAAAACAGGCAAAAUCCCUGCUCUUGUGGAACUUACUUUCUAAAGAGGAGAGGCAGUAAUAAAGCCAGCCAGCCACAUGACUUGUUACCUUGGAGAAGUGGGCGGGCCGGGGGGGGGGCGCGUGGAGUGUGCGUUUCAAACAGUGGUUAGGGUCGGCCACCCGAGAAGGUGACGUGAGCAAAGGCUUGGAGCCCAGGGAGCCACGUGAUACCUGAGAAUGGUGUUCCCAGUGGAGGAAAAGGCAGUGUAAAGGCCCUGAGGCUCAGGGAGGUGCCACACCGACCACCAGCUUGGCACCUUGGUACAUCCUCUUUCCCGGGAAGUCAUGGUGGGUGGGGCACAUGGGGUGUCAAGGACAAGGCUGGGGUGAGAGGUUAGGCUCUCUCCUUGCCUUCUUUGCCUCCCCUGAAAGCCAGCAAACAGAUCCUCUGUCAUCUGCAGUGUGCAGUCACCUGCAAGACCAGCGGGGCGUGGAGGAGCCCCCCAUGCCAGCCCCUGGACCAGCUCCUUCACCUUGAAACUGUGGGCCACUGAUCCCAGCCCUCUUAGCUGUCUGCAUCCAGCACCACCCCCGUUUUCUUUUCCUCAUUUGACAGAGUUGGGGAGUGGUGGAUAAAAUGGUGUAAAAGCAACCACUGUCCACAAGCGACUGACGGGUGUAGAGCCGAUAGCAGGGUGGGCCCCCGCCGGCCCGACAGCCUCCCCCGGAGGGCUCGCGAAUGCCAACAGCUCAGCUGCGCUGAAUCCUUGCUGCGCCACACCUCACGGCGGGGAGGGGCUGGCUAGCCAUCUGCCCUCACCCCCUGGACCGUGGGCCCCUCCGGCUCAGCCGACCCUUACAUCCCAGAAACUGCACUGCGGGGCAGGGGUGAGGCGGCCGGGCUGAGAGUUCUGCAGGCGGCGCCCGGAGGGUGCCCAGGACGGCGGCGAUGCCCGCGGCGGGGCAGCGCGUCCUCCUGGUGGGUUGACCCUGAGGGGAGGCUCUUGUUCUGGGGGCUUAGUAGGUCUCGGCUGUCUCCGCCGCUGGGUCCUUGGAAGAGGCAGCGUUGGUGGGCUUCGAGGGAAGGCUUUCCAGACAACUGGAGAGGCCAGAAGCCUCUGCCCCCCAUUCAAGCAUCCUCCAAAGAGCCCCGAGACCUCCCCCUGCCCCGGGGUCCCCAGCCUCAGCUGAGGAGCCCGGCUGUCUAACUGCUUCUCCCCCUCUCAGCCCGUAACUUGUCUGAAUAUUCAGGACCUCCAGCCCUGCAGAGAGUGGUGUGCUGGACCCUUGUGGGGUUCUCCCGUGGGUGCCUGUGAACGAGGAUGGUUGCUGCCCACAGAGGGUGGUCUUGAGAGGCCGUACUUUGGGUUGGGGGCUGCCUUGUUCUCUGGGAUUCCUUAUGCCCGGGAUGGGCCCCCUCUGCCCCAAGCUGACCUCUCCCGGUGCCUGGCCCAAGGACCCUACCUGUCCCAGAGGCCUGGGGGCCCUGGGCUGUCUUGUCUUGGGGAGUCCUUGGAAACACCCCUUCCCCCCAUUUAGGCCAGGCCCUUGGGAUGCAAAAUAGACCCCACAGAAUAGCAGUAAGCCUGACUAAUGAUUGAUCAUUUUCAUCAAGGUGUCCUAUUUAGUAUUCAUCACGCACAGCACAUGGGGAGGCGCAAGGUGGUCCCACCAUUCCAUUCCUCCCAGGACACCCCCAUCCCCGGCCUCCUGACCCAGAUAACCAGCCCGAGUCAUGCAGUCUUUUCGAGAAAGGUGUGGUUUCCAUGGCAAACAGCAGACCUACCAGCAGACCUCACAGGAGACAUCUCGCCUGGAGAAUUACCGGCAGCCGAGUCAGGCUGGGCUGAGCUGCGACCGGCAGCGUCUGCUGACCAAGGACUAUUACGGCCCGCAGCCCUUCCCCAGCUACGAGGGCGGCACCGGCACGCCCGCCGCGGCGCGCGCCAGCAAAGGCCUGUCCUCUCCGCAGGCCCCGCAGGGGAGGCCGUCCUUCGCGGGCUACGCCGUCCAGGACGGCAGCCCCUACCCCGGCCGCUACUCGGGGGAGGAGGGCCUGCAGGCCUGGGGGGCACCGCAGCCGCCACCCCCGCAGCCGCAGCCCCUGCCAGGGGCGGUGGGCAAAUAUGACGAGAACCUGAUGAAAAAGACAGCAGCGCCCCCCGCCCGGCAGUACCCAGAGCAGGGCGCCCAGCUGCCCUUUCGGACUCACACCCUCCACGUCCAGCAGCAGCUGCCGCAGCCCCCGCAGCCCCUGGCGUACCCCAAGCUCCAAAGGCAGAAGCCCCAGAACGACCUCGCCUCGCCCCUGCCCUUCCCCCCGGGCAGCCACUUCCCCCAGCACUCCCAGUCCUUCCCCGUCUCCUCCACCUACUCCUCCCCCGGCCAGGGCGGCGGGCAGGGGGCCCACUCCUACAAGAGCUGCACGGCCCCGUCCACCCAGCCCCACGACAGGCCGCUGACCGCCAACGCCGGCCUGGCCCCGGGCCAGCGGGUCCCAAGCCUUCACGCCUACCAGCCUGGGCGCCUCAGCUACGAGCCACAGAAGCAGCAGCAGCAAGCCCUCCAGAGCCGCCACCACGCCCAGGAAGCCCUCCACUACCAAAACCUCACCAAGUACCAACACUACGGGCAGCAAGGCCCAGGCUACUGCCAGCCGGACGCGGCCGUCAGGACCCCGGAGCAAUACUACCAGACCUUCAGCCCCGGCUCCAGCCACUCGCCCGCUCGCUCCGUGGGCCGCUCCCCUUCCUACAGCUCCACCCCGUCGCCGCUGAUGCCCAACCUGGAGAACUUUCCCUACAGCCAGCAGCCGCUCGGCCCUGGAGCCUUCCCCGCCGGUCUCGCGGACCACAGCCACUUCAUGCCCCUGCUCAACCCCUCCCCGACGGACGCCGCCGGCUCCGUGGACGCCCAGGCCGCCAACUGCAAGGCCCUGCAGAAGGACAAGCUUCCCGAGAGCCUGCUGUCGGACCUCAGCCUGCACAGCCUCACGGCGCUGACCUCGCAGGUGGAGAACAUCUCCAACACCGUGCAGCAGCUGCUGCUCUCCAAGGCGGCCGUGCCCCAGAAGAAGGGCGUCAAGAGCCUGGCGGCCCGGACCCCAGAGCAGCACAAAAGCCAGCACUGCAGCCCCGAGGGCAGUGGCUACUCAGCCGAGCCGGCAGGCACGCCGCUGUCGGAGCCGCUGAGCAGCACACCCCAGUCCACGCACGCCGAGCCGCCCGAGGCCGACUACCUGAGCGGCUCCGAGGACCCGCUGGAGCGCGGCUUCCUCUACUGCAGCCAGGCCCGCGGCAGCCCCGCCAGGGUCCACGGCGGCUCCAAGGCCAAGCCCGAGUCCGUGUCCACCUGCUCCGUGACUUCACCCGACGACAUGUCUACCAAGUCCGACGACUCCUUCCAGAGCCUGCACGGCGGCCUGCCGCUGGACAGCUUCUCCAAGCUCGUGGCCAGCGAGCGGGACUGCCCGCGUCUGCUGCUGAGCGCCCUGGCGCAGGAGGACCUGGCCUCCGAGAUCCUGGGGCUGCAGGAGGCCAUCGGCGAGAAGGCCGACAAGGUCUGGGCCGAGGCGCCCGGCCUGGCCAAGGACACCAGCAAGCCACCCUUCUCGCUGGAGAACCACAGCGCCUGCUUGGACCCCGUGGCCAAGGGUGCGUGGCCACGGCCGGGGGAGCAGGAGGCCCUGCCCGAGGCCCUGCAGCUGGAAAAGGGCAGCGGCACCAAGGACUUUGGCCCGGGGCUGUUCGAAGAUCCCUCCGUGGGCUUCGCCACCCCUGACCCCAAGAAGACAACUGGUCCCCUCUCCUUUGGCGCCAAGCCCACCCUGGGGGCCGCCGCCUCGGACCCCGCCACGGCAGCUUUCGACUGCUUCCCAGACACGACCACCGCCAGCUCGGCGGACGGCGCCAACCCCUUCGCCUGGCCCGAGGAGAACCUGGGGGACGCCUGUCCCCGGUGGGGGCUGCACCCCAGCGAGCUCGCCAAGGGUCUGGAGCAGGGCGGGAAGGCCGCCGACAGCGUCGGCCAGGAGGACGCCCACGAGGCUUCUUCGGCCUGCCUGGGCUUCCAGGAGGAGCAGCCCUCGGGGGAGAAGGCCGUGGUGCCCCGGGACUCCCAGCAGCAGGAGGCGGCGGGCGGGGUGCAGGCGGCGGCGGGCGGGGUGGAGGCGGCGGCGGGCGGGCUGCUGCAGUGUCCCGAGGUGGGCAAGGCCGACCGGUGGCUGGAGGACAGCCGGCACUGCUGCUCCGCCGCCGACUUCGGGGACCUCCCGCUGCUGCCGCCCGCCGGCAGGAAGGAGGACUUGGAGGCGGAGGAGUACUCGUCUCUGUGCGAGCUCCUGGGCAGCCCCGAGCAGAGGCCGGGCGUGCAGGAGCCACUGUCGCCCAAGGCCCCGCUGCUGUGUGGCAAGGAGGAGGUGGAGGCGGUGCUGGACCCCAAGGCCGGCUGGGGCUCCCCAUGCGCCCUCUCUGGCGAGGCCGUCAUCCUGCUGGGCCCCACCGUGGGCACCGAGUCCAAGGUCCAGAGCUGGUUCGAGUCCUCCCUCUCCCACAUGAAGCCAGGGGAGGAGGGGCCCGAGGGGGCGCUGGCUCCGGGGGAUCCCACCGCCCUGGCACCGGAAGCCUCCCUGACCCAGAAGCCGAACAAGCCCGCUGUGCCCGAGGCGCCCAUCGCCAAGAAGGAGCCUGUGCCUCGCGGCAAAAGCUUACGGAGCCGGCGGGUGCACCGGGGGCUGCCCGAGGCCGAGGACUCCCCGUGCAGGGCCCCGGCGCUGCCCAAAGACCUGCUGCUCCCUGAGUCGUGCACGGGGCCCCCCCAGGGACAGAUGGAAGGGGCGGGGGCCCCAGGCAGGGGGACCUCGGAAGGGCUCCCCAGGAUGUGCACCCGCUCCUUCACGGCCCUGAGUGAGCCCCGCACGCCCGGACCCCCGGGCCUGCCCACCACCCCUGCCCCCCCAGACAAGCUGGGAGGCAAGCAGCGAGCUGCCUUCAAGUCGGGCAAGCGGGUGGGGAAGCCCUCCCCCAAGGCCGCAUCCAGCCCCAGCAACCCGGCCGCCCUGCCCGUGGCCUCCGACAGUAGCCCCAUGGGCUCCAAGACCAAGGAGACAGACUCGCCGGAUGCACCAGGCAAAGACCAGCGCUCCAUGAUCCUCCGGUCCCGCACCAGGACCCAGGAGGCCUUCCACUGCAAGCGGCGGCGGGCCUCGGAGAGCCGGCUCCCCAACUGCCGCGCCACCAAGAAGCUCCUCGCCAACAACCACCUGCCCGCCACGUUCAAGGUCGCCGGUAGCCCCCAGAAGGAGGGCAGGGCGGGCCAACGGGCGAGGGUCCCCAAGCCUGGUGCAGGCGGCAAGCUCUCCGAUCGGCCCCUCCACGCCCUCAAGAGGAAGUCGGCCUUCAUGGCACCUGUCCCCACCAAGAAGCGCAACCUGGUCUUACGCAGCGGCAGCACCGGCGGGGACACGAAGGAGGAGGGGGCCGAGGGCUCUCCCACCCUCUUCAAGAGGAUGACGUCUCCCAAGAAGGCCAAGCCCACCAAGGGCAACAGUGAGCCCACGGCAAAGCCGCCGCCCCCGGAGACCCCUGACGCCAGCCUGAAGCUGGCCUCACGGGCGUCCGUCCAGGGGGCCAUGAAGACCAAGGUGCUGCCCCCCCGGAAAGGCCGGGGCCUGAAGCUGGAGGCCAUCGUGCAGAAGAUCACCUCACCCAGCCUGAAAAAGUUCGCGUGCAGAGCACCAGGGGCCCUUCCCGGGAAUCCUGUGAGCCCAUCCCUCCCUGAGAAGGACCGUGGGCUCAAGAGCGCAGGGGGCAGCCCGCUGCGGGCAGAAGAAGGUCUCUUAAACGUGAGCACUGGGCAGAAGUUCCCAGCAGCUUUGGGGGCUGAUCCGUUAUGCAGAAAUCCAACCAACAGAUCCUUAAAAGGCAAACUCGUGAACAGUAAGAAACUGUCCUCGACCGACGGUUUCAAAACUGAGGCCUUCACGUCCCCAGAGGGCCUACUGCCUGGGGGCACUGCCCUGGCACCUAAGAAGAGAAGCCGGAAAGGCAGGGUUGGAGCCCUCGGACUCCCCAAAGGCUCCCUGGAGAAGAGGCCUCAUCUCGGCCCAGCUCUGCUCCUGACGGCCAGCAGCAUGCAGGGGGGCAGCGAGGACAGCUCUGGCGGAGGCGGCAAGAAGCCAAAGACGGAGGAGCUGGGGCUGGCCUCCCAGCCCCCUGAGGGCCGGCCCUGCCAGCCCCAGGUGAGGGCACAGAAGCAGCCUGGCCACGCCAACUACAGCAGCUAUUCCAAGCGGAAGCGCCUGACGCGGGGCCGGGCCAAGAACGCCACCACCUCACCCUGUAAGGGGCGUGCCAAGCGGCGGCGGCAGCAGCAGGUGCUGCCCCUGGAUCCCGCAGAGCCUGAAAUCCGCCUCAAAUACAUUUCCUCCUGCAAGCGGCUGCGAGCAGACAGCCGCACCCCCGCCUUCUCGCCCUUCGUGCGGGUGGAGAAGCGGGAUGCGUUCACCACUGUAUGCACUGUUGUCAACUCCCCCGGAGAGGAGCCCAAGCCCCACAGGAAGCCUUCCUCCUCCUCUUCAUCCUCUUGCUCCUUCUCCUUGGACGCGGCCGGGGCCUCCCUAGCCACGCUCCCUGGAGGCUCCAUCCUGCAGCCUCGGCCCUCCCUGCCCCUCUCCUCCACCAUGCAUCUGGGGCCCGUGGUCUCCAAGGCCCUGAGUACCUCUUGCCUUGUUUGCUGCCUCUGCCAAAACCCGGCCAACUUCAAGGACCUCGGGGACCUCUGUGGGCCCUACUACCCCGGACACUGCCUCCCCAAAAAGAAGCCAAAACUCAAGGAGAAGGUGCGGCCAGAGGGCACCUGCGAGGAGGCCUCGCUGCCUCUUGAGAGGACACUCAAAGGCCUCGAGUGCCCAGCUGCCGCCGCCGCCGCCGCCACCACCACCACCGGGAAGCCCCCCAGGCCUGACGGCCCAGCCGAUCCGGCCAAGCAGGGCUCCCUGCGCACCAGCGCCCGGGGCCUGUCCCGGCGGCUGCAGAGUUGCUACUGCUGUGACGGUCGGGGGGAAGGUGGUGAAGAGACAGCCCCAGCUGACAGGAGCCGCAAGCACGAGUGCAGCAAGGAGCCGCCGGCAGAGCCUGGCGGGGACACGCAGGAGCACUGGGUGCACGAGGCCUGUGCCGUGUGGACGGGCGGGGUCUACCUGGUGGCCGGGAAGCUCUUUGGGCUGCAGGAGGCCAUGAAGGUGGCCGUGGACAUGACUUGUUCCAGCUGCCAAGAAGCCGGGGCCACCAUCGGGUGCUGCCACAAAGGAUGCAUCCACACCUACCAUUACCCGUGUGCCAGCGAUGCGGGUAAGAGCCAGCCCGAGGGGACUGAAGGUCGGGGGACGCAGGCACAGCUCCUUGAACUGGCCCCACUUGACCCACUGGCUUCCCUCUUCUCCUGCCCCAGCAAUUCUUUACCUUCUCGUGUCUCUGGGCUGGGCCCUGUGCUGGGCAGUGCUGGUGACAAGGAGACACAUCAGUCCCCAGCCACCUGCUGGAGGAGUGUCCAGAAGCACAAACUACAAAGUGGAAAGCUGCAUGUGAGCUGCCAUUGCCGAGGGGUGCCUACAGCUGGGGAGGGUCUCAGGCCUCCAAGAGCAGGGCUACUGAGCUGGGCCUUGGAAAAAGGCUGAAUAGGAGUUCACUGGCUUGGAGAAAAAGGAGAAAAGAUAGUUCAGUAACAAAAACUGAGUGAGACGGAAGGAGAGGAAGUUCAAGACAGACUCCCCCUGGCUCCACGGCACAGCGGUGGAAGGUUUAAGCGGGACGGUGGGCCCUGGAGUCAGGACCAGGCCCUCCUGCACCUGCCCCGUUCUCUCCACUCCCUCGCUCACUUGACCCGAGGGCAUUUAUCGAGCACCUACCAUCACCAGGCAGGUGGCACACUGACGGCCUGGGCCAGAGAGCCCGGAGCCCCCGAUCCUGGUGGCAUGCUUCAGGUGUGGACUGGGUGAGUCCACCGAUGUCUCUGCACUCGGUCCCCCACCUGUGAAGCGGAGGUUAGAGUCAUGUCUUUUCUGCAGCUGUUUGGAGCAGGGAGUGAGAUCACAAGCACGGCCCGGAAAGGAUAGCCCCGGUCCGAUUUGGGGGGCAGCCCCGGUCCGAUUUGGGGGGCAGCCCCCGCGAUCCCUGUCCCCCGCCCCCUGCUGCGCUGGAAGAGGGGGAGGUUAUCGCGACCCUGUCGCACGACGACAGGGCAGAGGCAUCUCCCGGCAGGACCCUCCCUGCUCCCACCGCCCGGGGACCCCUCUUCCCACCUGAAUGCCAGCCAGCUCCUGGCAUCAGCCCGCACCGAGCCGCCCCCAGGAGCACACACGGGACUGAGCAGUGACGGUUCCUUGGCGAGGGCUGAGGCGCUAGCGCCUCAGGGAGGGAGCCCGCUGGAGCAGGACAGGGGGCUGCUCUGGCUCCACACCCUGCCCUGAGGGCCGUGGGAACCGGAUUUUAACGUGGACUCCGCCACUUCACCAGACCCAGGGCCUGACCUCCAGGAACAGGUGCCGCAGGCUGCAGCUCUCCUCCCGCAGUGAUUAGGUUCGCGCCUGCGCUCUGCCGGCCCCACGCCAGGCCUCGCACUGUCCCCAGCGGCACCUUCACAGAGAGGCUGCCUUACCCGUGGCCACAGCGCUGCAGGAACAGGGCCGGGGGGCGACUCACUGUCUGGCCGGCUUCACGUCCUGUGCGCUGUCCCCUCCGGUGUUGCAGCUUCCCAGCCUCCUGGGGGGCUCAUGUCUCAGUGGGACAGACAGGAAAACCUUGAUCCUUGCCUAAAGUUAUGGAGACCAGACAAAGAGAGACUGUGUGCUGAGGGAGAGAUCCAUCCUGAGUUGGGAGGGAAUCCAGGAGGGCUUCUAGGAGGAGGUGACAUUGGAGCCAGUCCUCAAGAGGUCAAGGGAGGUGGGCAGGAGCUGGCUUGUGGUGAGACAUAUAUACCAGGCUUGGAGCGAUACAAACUGUUUCCAGUGAUGUCUUUGAGGGACUCCCCAUAUAGGAGGGCUCUCUGUAGGGCCGCAGGAGGCAGAUGAGAUGCCGGCCUGAGCAGAGCUGUGACGGAGCCCUGAAUUCCGGGGAGAGGGGCUGUGGGUGCAGAUGGAGCCUGUGCCUCAGAGGCUUUGCAAGCACAGGAAGCAGGGCCAUGCUGGGAGGAGGGGGGAGAGGGAGGCGGCCAGCGUCCCCAGGCCAGCGAGCAGGCCCGAGGCAGGGCAGGCUGUGCCGCUAGUGUAUUAGCCACCGGACCUUCCAGGCCCAGACUCCAGCAUGUCUCAGGAGGGUGCGUGGGGGCCGGUGGGCCCUGCCGCAUGCCAGGCUGAGCUCACCCAGGUGGCCGUGGUCAGCCAGCAGCUCAGCUGAGGCUGGUGGACCCAGACGAGCUGGGGCCCCAGCUGGGCCAGCUCCUCUCUGCUCUGCAUGGUCUCCCCACUCCAGCAGGCCCAGCUGGGCAGCCCCCUCUCUCCUUCACAGAGGGGCUGCGCAAGGCUGGGUGGGGGGGGUGGUUAAUCCCCACACGUGCAGCUCCCUUUGGGGUUGAACUUGAGGCAUCUGC
This is a messenger RNA of Balaenoptera ricei (Rice's whale), 12811 nucleotides long. RefSeq names its product retinoic acid induced 1 (gene RAI1). Gene Ontology annotation, biological process: regulation of transcription by RNA polymerase II; circadian regulation of gene expression. Gene Ontology annotation, cellular component: nucleus. The record is from RefSeq and is a predicted model, not a curated record. Bases 4962 to 10901 code for a protein of 1979 amino acids. The transcript is spliced from 3 exons. Lineage: Eukaryota; Metazoa; Chordata; Mammalia; Artiodactyla; Balaenopteridae.